UUGGGCGGAAGUUGCGUGAACAGCAGGCUGUCAUCGGAGCUGCUAGCCGGUUGCUGCCCUAAAAAACAAGUAAAAUCUUUUGAUAAAAGCGUCGCCAAGUCGAAGUAAAAUUAGCUCCCAUAGGAAUAUGGAUGAAGACGUGCUGACGACUCUGAAGCUUUUGAUAAUUGGCGAAAGUGGAGUCGGGAAGUCCAGUCUCCUCCUGAGGUUCACUGACGAUACUUUUGAUCCAGAGCAGUCAGCGACAAUAGGUGUGGAUUUCAAAGUAAAGACACUGGCAAUAGAUGGGAACAAAGCAAAGCUCGCCAUAUGGGACACAGCUGGACAGGAAAGGUUCCGCACCCUGACCCCCAGCUACUACCGCGGCGCACAAGGAGUCAUACUUGUGUAUGACGUCACAAAGCGCGACACUUUUACGAAGCUGGGAAACUGGCUGAAUGAACUGGAGACCUACACAACACGCAAUGACAUUGUAAAAAUGCUUGUUGGGAACAAAAUUGAUAGGGACGACCAUGAAGUAGACAGAAAUGAGGGGCUGAAAUUUGCUAGGAAACACUCCAUGCUUUUUAUUGAGGCCAGUGCAAAGACCAAAGAUGGAGUCCAGUGUGCCUUUGAGGAGCUUGUGGAGAAGAUCCUCCAGACCCCAGGACUUUGGGAGAGUGAAUACCAGGGUCAGAAGAUCAGUCUGGGGGACCAGGAGCACAGCAGAGGCCGAGCAUGUGGCGGAUACUGUUCCAUACCCUGAAACUGACCAAAACGAACCACUAUGAAGGAAUGACUACAGACCAGAAACAGAGAGGAAAGGGGAGAAGGAGAGGGAGGAGGAGAGGUAGAACUGGAUGAGUACUUUUUUUUUUCCUUUUUUUUUUUAAAAAAGGUUGAUUGUUGGAGUAGUUCUGUCGGUCAAAAGGACUUUGCUGUUUGCACACUUCCUUUUCAACCAUCAUCUGUCACAUGUCACUACUUUCUGUUUAAAACAUGAAUGAAAGGAUCAUGCAAAAAUAGUCUCUUGUCUAAGGAAAUAUAGUGUUUUAAAUUGAUAUAAC
This is a messenger RNA of Micropterus salmoides (largemouth bass), 1046 nucleotides long. RefSeq names its product ras-related protein Rab-18-B. The record is from RefSeq and is a predicted model, not a curated record. Gene Ontology annotation, molecular function: GTP binding; GTPase activity. Lineage: Eukaryota; Metazoa; Chordata; Actinopteri; Centrarchiformes; Centrarchidae. The transcript is spliced from 7 exons. The coding region runs from base 128 to 745 and encodes 205 amino acids.